Molecule: messenger RNA, 2707 nt
Organism: Macroventuria anomochaeta
Lineage: Eukaryota; Fungi; Ascomycota; Dothideomycetes; Pleosporales; Didymellaceae
Exons: 4
Coding region: 142-2457 (771 amino acids)
Biological process (GO): DNA-templated transcription; regulation of DNA-templated transcription
Cellular component (GO): nucleus
Molecular function (GO): zinc ion binding; DNA-binding transcription factor activity, RNA polymerase II-specific; DNA binding
Source: RefSeq, a predicted model, not a curated record
AGAUAUGCACGCAACAGAGAUCAUUGCAAAGAGAUGAUCUGAAAGUCUACGCUUAAGACGAGUCACGUGCGACAGCCACCGCGACCGCUCUACUUCACGACCCUUCUCGGCGCUAGAUUCUACAGCCGCAACGAAAUCACAAUGACUGGCAAUCUCUUCCCCGCUCGUCUACGGACGACACAUAUAGAGAAGCACCAGAACAUGACAUACCGCCGCAACGGCAAGUUGCAGGCGUGCGAGCCAUGCCGAAAGGGAAAGCUUCGGUGUGAUCAUAUGAUGCCACACUGCGGGAGAUGCUUGAAGAGAGGCAAGACCGACAAGUGUAUUUACCACCCUGCGCCUCUGACAAAGUCGGCCACAAAGCGGUCACCACAGUCAGAUCAGACUUUGUCAAGUACAGAAGGCAAAAGGACUUCGUACCAGCCUCUAUCCGGAACAGGGCGCACAUCUGUACCCGCAGCAUACCUUGCACAUCUCGAACGUACCGAUCGCCCGACAACCUUUCUACCUUUCUCCAGCUUAGUACAGUCAGAAGGCAGCCUCACAGCGUCUACAGCAACCUCUGUCAUGCAAUCGCCAAGCCACCAGUCUGAGAGUAGACUGGCCUAUAUUGCAGCGCAGCAGGUGAUAAAAGAGUCUCGCCAGCCGUCGGUAAAUCACCUUGUCCGUACCGACGCACAGGGGUUUGAGAAUGGAUCCUCCUUCAUCAGUCACUCUGCAGUGCUGGCUGAGAACGAACCCAACAUUGGCCUUUCACCCCCAGAGUCCACUGGGUUCAGAGUAUUACAGGCACAUAUUGACAGAGGUGUGACAGUGCUUUUGUUAUUGAAAGACCUCUCGUCCAUACAGAAGUAUAUUAACAAGUGGUUCUCAUUCGCCGGAGGCGUUGUUGUCAUUGAGCCUAUGGUUAAGAUCUACCUGGAUGGGAUAUGGACCACGUGGCACAAUGUCCUCGAGUCAUCAAAAGCUGCGGAUGUUCAGGCAAUGUCUGCGCAGAUCUGGGAAAACACUUCGAAGCCCUUGUCGCGGUUACUGAAGCGGGAAACAACCGCUCGCGAGUUCUGCGCGAACGUAACUGGCGCCGAUCUGAGAUGGGAAGUGAUCGGUAUUCUUGUUUCAUUAGUGUCGCUUGUAGCGCAGUCUCUUAAAGACGGCGAUCCUGUAUUCUGCUCACACGACUCAGCUCCCGUGGAUCGGGCUGCACUGGCUGUAAGCAUGCACAACGCUUCCAAAAUGUGCGUCGACUUCUGCGAUGAUCUCGGCGUACUCAACGAUCUGUACUUAUGGCUCUUGUAUGAGAACUCUAUCGCAUAUUGCUCACUACGUUCGCGAGGAGGUUACGAUAACUGGAAGAAGACCUCCGCGUUCGCAGCGGCAUUGCAAUGUGCAAACCUGCACCAAGAAAUCAAAGUUGACGACGACACUCCUUUCUUCAUCGCCGAGCUACGCAAGCGACUGUUCAUCUGUGCCUACAGCAAUGAUAAGUCGUCUGCGGUUUUGGCUGGACGACCACCGAAGCUAACUCGGCUUUAUUGCCGUCUUCAGAUACCACUCGAUCUUACAGAUGAUCAAACAAUGUCUGAAGGGCCUGAGUUACAAGCCGCAAUCGCAGAACUAGAUGAGGAGGGAUGGAAUCAAGAAGGGGCUGUUCAGCGUAGUACCUUUGCCCGAAUCUCAGUGACGAACGCUCUGGCCACGGAGGAAAUUCUGGAAAUAUCCCUAGGCUAUCUACCUUACGAAGAGAUUGUUCGUCGUGCUGCAGACAUCGAAGCCCGGGCACUAAAAUCCUGGGAUGAUCUACCAGAGUUCCUUCGCAUCGACAUCAGCGAUCCUUGGAGCUCUCAACGCUCACCGCUCGAGCUGCUAUUUCUCAUCUUCAUUCGACUUGCGAGUUUGGAUCACCAUUUCCUCUUACAGCGCACGUUGAGCAAGAAGGUACACUCAGGCUCGACGACCCCGAAUGCGAGCCUGCUGUCUGUCUGUAGCGAGAUCUUCAGAGUCGUGGUCAUGAUGGUGGACAACAAGGAUUAUUUUCGAGACUUCCAGAUCGACUUCGUCCAGAUCCUGUGCAUGCACGGUAUCCCUGCUGCAGCAGUUCUUGCAGUCGAGCUGCUCCACCAAGAGCGAAAUCCUACGCCUGCUUCAGUGGAGACGUUCCCCUUACAUCGAUCUGAUUCGAUACAAAGUCUUUCGGUGUUCGUGUCGUGCCUGGGAACGAUCAGACCAGAUGCCAAUGGAUACCAGAGCUGCCAUCGCGGGAAGACAUUCCUGAAGAAGAUACUGGACCUCAUUCUGGGGCCAGGUCCGGCUGCACCCAGGAGCGAUCAAACCGAGAUUGACGGAUCAGCCGAUCCUACACUCGGCACAUCUCUGUUCGAACCUGGGAAUGAUAGCGACUUCAUGCGCUGGCUUGACGACGUACAUUGGGAACAAGAGACGUGGAUCAACUUUGCCUGAGCCAAAGCAUGAACGCCGGCCACAACGAACUUAGACCUGCAUCAGCGACAGAGCAAGACAGUACUCCUUCUGAGGCUCAUUGGUGGUUCUUUUGGCAAUACACAACUGCAUCCGGAGACCUUGAACAAGCUGCGCAAAGUCGACAACAGUGUGCUCCUUAUAACCCCAGCUAUAUUGUUCCUUCUCCUUCGUGUUGGCAGGAGAGACCUCAUCUGUGUAUGCAACCACAUACAUGUGAGCAUCUUCUUUG